Messenger RNA from Neomonachus schauinslandi (Hawaiian monk seal), 995 nucleotides. RefSeq names its product deoxycytidine kinase (gene DCK). Gene Ontology annotation, biological process: nucleobase-containing compound metabolic process. Gene Ontology annotation, cellular component: mitochondrion; cytoplasm. The transcript is spliced from 8 exons. Gene Ontology annotation, molecular function: deoxycytidine kinase activity; ATP binding. NCBI's taxonomy places the organism in Eukaryota, Metazoa, Chordata, Mammalia, Carnivora, Phocidae. Bases 48 to 824 code for a protein of 258 amino acids. The record is from RefSeq and is a predicted model, not a curated record.
UCCCAGCCCUCCCUGCUGGAUGCGCUCCGGGCCGCCACAAGACCAGAAUGGCCACCCCACCGAAGAGGAGCUGCCCAUCUCCCGCGACUGGCUCUGAGGGGACCCGCAUCAAGAAAAUUGCCAUCGAAGGGAACAUCGCUUCAGGGAAGACAACAUUUGUGAAUAUCCUAAAACAGGUCUGCGAGGAUUGGGAAGUGGUUCCUGAACCUGUUGCCAGGUGGUGCAAUGUUCAAAGUGCUCAAGGUGACUGUGAGGAACUGACAACAUCUCAGGAAAGUGGUGGAAAUGUUCUUCAGAUGAUGUACGAGAAACCUGAACGGUGGUCUUUUACCUUCCAGUCAUAUGCCUGCCUCAGUCGAAUACGAGCCCAGCUUGCCUGUCUUGAUGGCAAGCUCAAAGAUGCAGAGAAACCUGUAUUAUUUUUUGAACGAUCUAUAUAUAGUGACAGGUAUGUCUUUGCAUCUAAUUUGUAUGAAUCUGACUGCAUGAAUGAAACAGAGUGGACAAUUUAUCAAGACUGGCAUGACUGGAUGAAUCAACAGUUUGGCCAAAGCCUUGAACUGGAUGGAAUCAUUUAUCUUCGAGCCACUCCAGAGAAAUGCUUGAAUAGAAUAUAUUUACGAGGAAGAAAUGAAGAACAAGGCAUUCCUCUUGAAUAUUUAGAGAAGCUUCACUAUAAGCAUGAGAGCUGGCUACUGCAUAGAACACUGAAAACCAACUUUGAUUUUCUACAAGAAAUCCCUAUUUUAACACUGGAUAUUAAUGAAGACUUUAAAGACAAACACGACGGUCUGAUUGAAAAGAUACCCAUACCUGCUUCAUAACUGCCUCCGGCUAUAAACCUCAACACCGAUGCUUGACCUGUUAAAUAUACAUUGUGGGGGAGAUACUCAUGCAGGUGAACAGUCUUGCACUUAGCCUUCAUGAGCAUCAUGGUCUCUAUCUUCAAAAAAUCAAGUCAAAUAGCUAUAAAUAUUUUAAUCCUGUUUAAAGGC